AUGGCCGAUAUAAUCAUUCUUUCCGUUCGCCAACAACAGGCCAGUCCUGGAACCGUAUACCACGCCCUUUAUGGACACUACUUUUUGGGUAUUUCCCAAAAGAAUUUGGCGAUCAUUUACGGAAAAAGCCUGUCCACUAUUUAUGGUUGGAUUCAAAAGUUUGAAAGCGAGGGACUUUACCGAAGGAAAAAACGAGCUCAGGUCUUCAAUAAGUUCCAGUCGGAAAUGCGACAAUGGUUGGUGGAGCUUUAUUGCAAGCAUCCUCUUUUAUUUUUGGACGAAGCCAAGGAGAUGUUCCAGGCACAUUUCCAGAUGACAAUAAGUACUUCAUCCGUCUGUACUAUUCUGCACGAGGCAGGCCUGUCGUGGAAAACCAUUGAGAGAAGAGCUAUUCAAAUUCGUAUGGAAGAAAUAGUGCGGUUUGUGAAUGAGCUCCUCGCCAUACCAUGGGAUAUUUUCAAUUUAGUUUUCCUCGAUGAGAAACUGUUUGAACACUGUGGAUACUUCCCUGGAGGAUUUUUCAGCCCUGAGAAAGGCUUAACGCAAGAUCCAAAUGAGGUCGAUUUGAAUAUUGUUCCCAAUUAAUAUAAGAGCAAGUUUUGAAACGUUUACUGUUAACAAUAAUGAACU
This is a messenger RNA of Toxorhynchites rutilus septentrionalis, 630 nucleotides long. RefSeq lists its product as uncharacterized. The transcript has 2 exons. The record is from RefSeq and is a predicted model, not a curated record. NCBI's taxonomy places the organism in Eukaryota, Metazoa, Arthropoda, Insecta, Diptera, Culicidae. The coding region runs from base 1 to 585 and encodes 194 amino acids.